This is a messenger RNA of Carassius carassius (crucian carp), 1929 nucleotides long. RefSeq lists its product as uncharacterized. The transcript is spliced from 11 exons. NCBI's taxonomy places the organism in Eukaryota, Metazoa, Chordata, Actinopteri, Cypriniformes, Cyprinidae. The coding region runs from base 1 to 1929 and encodes 642 amino acids. The record is from RefSeq and is a predicted model, not a curated record.
AUGCAGUUAGAUGAUGACUUCUCAGUCCCUGGAGUUGAAGAGUUUGAUAGUAGCAGCGUACAGGAUAAAAACAUUCAGGAAUUAGAUGCAAGUAUGUCAUCACUGGAUCUGGAUGUCAUCAGUGAAGAUGAAUUUAACAACAUUAAAAACUCAAUUAUCGAGUGGGAAGAUGACACCUGGUGUCCUGAUAUGGAGACAAAGUCUGUGUCAUCAUUUGAAGAAGACGAAACAAAGGAAAUCGAUACAGACUAUGAUGACAGUGAUGAUGAUGACUAUAUGCCACAUAUUUGUGUGCGGACUGGCGGUGCUCUGAAGACUCCGAUUUGUCUGGAUUCCCUUCAAACAAUUAGUAUGGAGGACACUGUGCACGAUGCUGAAGACAACUCCCAAGACCCUACUAUUGCAGACAUACAUCCAAUCCCAGAGACUGCUAAAAUCAUGGUUGAGGAUGACAUAAUUGGCCAGCCAGCAUCUAUAACAUACCACAGUUGUCUGAAGCUGCUUGCCGAAUAUCGUGUUCUACCUGUUAACAUGUGUACUGCUAAGGACACAAACACAAAUGCAGAGUGUGGGGCACAUAAACCAUUUGAGGUCAACAUCCAUUCCAGGGGUACAGCUGCAAUUGUGGAAUGGAUAUGUUGUAAUGGUCACACUGUUUGGAAAUGGUCUUCACAGCCCAAUUUUAAAUAUGGAAUGCUUGCUGGGGACUUUAUGUUGGCGUGUAACAUACUGCUGUCUGGCAACAACUAUGCCAAGAUUUCUCUUCUCUUUAAAUUUAUGAAUAUGGGGAUGGUGGAGAAGUCAUCUUUUUUCCGAAUACAAGACUCAUACUGUGUGGACACCAUAAAGGAAUUCUGGAAGGAGAAGAGAGCUGAAAUCAUUGCCCAAAUACAGUCCAAAGGGCCUAUUGUGGCCUUAGGUGAUGCUCGGAUGGACAGUCCUGGAUUCUGUGCACACUAUUGCACAUAUUCAACAAUGGAAAAUGAAACUAAACAUAUAAUCAGUAUGGUCAACAUCGACAAGAGGGAGACCAUGAGGAACUCUGUUGUAAUGGAGAAAGAGGCCUUUCAACAGACCUUCGAGGCACUCCGCAAAGAAAUAAACUUGACUGAAAUUUGUACUGAUGCUCAUUCUCAAAUAUCAGCUCUCUUCAUCUACCUAACACAAAAGAAUAAUUGUUUAUGCAUCCAGGCAGGGCAGCAAAAGGGGUGUGCCAUUCUCCAGAUGUGGAAUAAAGACAUCUGCAAUCACUUCUGGUACUGCUGUAAGACGGCAGAUACCUAUGAAGAGUUUAUUGACAUGUGGGUGGGAGUCCUGCACCAUGUCACAGGAGAACACACGUGGGCUCUUGGUGAGUGUAAACAUGGCCCCUUGCUGGACGACAGAGAUAAAGAAUUGAUUGAGAGUGGUUCAGUGGCACAUGAGAGGCUGGCUGAAAUUAUUCUCGAUGAACGCUGGCUGAAGGUCGUCCCCAAGUAUCUGAAUUUCAGGUCAACUGCAGAUUUGGAGUCGUUUCACAACCACAUACUGAUGUAUGCCAGCAAGCGCUUCAGCUUUUCCACACCAGUUUAUGCUGCUCGUACCAUGCUGGCUGGCCUCGAUUACAACCAUCAUCUCCAUAGACCAGCCAGGAGAAAAGCUGAUGGCACAAUUCAGUAUGGCAAGGUGUACAACAAAAAGUCCAGGAAGUUGAGGUUAUACUCAUUGAAGGUGGAGAAGGACUACAGCUACAUCUCUGACCUACAGCGUGCCAUCCUCCUUCGACGGAUAUCAGCUAAUAAGGGGAUGCCUAGAAGCAGAACCAGGAGACCUGAUGAUCGCCGUCAACAUGGCGUACUGUCUGGUGCACCUGCUCCAUCAACACAGGAGCUAUUGCAAAUUCAAGUCAGCAGAGGGUUAGGUGAGUUCUUUAAAUACUGGUACCUCUAG